This is a messenger RNA of Paramecium sonneborni, 594 nucleotides long. NCBI's taxonomy places the organism in Eukaryota, Ciliophora, Oligohymenophorea, Peniculida, Parameciidae. The record is from the annotation of a GenBank genome assembly.
AUGAAUUGCCAAUAUCAUAAUCAAACCUAAAUUUCAUUCAUAUGUAUAUCUCCGCACACAUGUAAAUGUAAAAGGAAGCUGUGUGCUAAAUGCCUUUUUGAUCAUGAAGUGGAUGUAAAAUUGGCUGUUCCAAUAGAAAUAUUUUAAGAAAAAGCUGUUAUGAAACUAAAAGAGUUCCAGCUUUAACAAACCACCUAAUCAACCGAACAGAAAUUUAAAUUCAAAUCGAUUCUCUCUCAAACUCAAAAUAUAUUAAAAUAAAUUUGGGAAGAAUUAUCAUAAUCUAUCAAUUAAAGAUAUGAUUGGAUUUAAAAAGAAAAUAAUACUUAUCUUGAGCUUAAUAUCAAAAACCUUAACCCAGCAGAAUCCUCAUAUACAGACUUAGAGAAAUUAGUCAAAAUAGUAGAAGGAACAGCAUUAAAGGAUUGGAAUUUUGAAAAAAAUUAGUAUAUGAUUAAUGCUCGAAGAUAUUUAAAAUAGUUGGGAAAAAAUAAUGAAAAAUUUUAUCGAAAAGUCAAAUUAGGUAUAAAAAGAAAUUAAGUGUUUAAUUAAUAGGAGUUUUAAAUAAAAUUUUAGAACUCCCUUAUUUUAUGA